AGGACUAGUUAUUGACACGAAUUUUAUCAUAUGCGUUUGACGUGAUUUCAAUAUUUUGACAUAACAAAUUUAAAGUGUUUACAACAAGUGAUUAUAUGGUAGUAUACUAAAUAAAAUCCACAAGAAAGUUGCAGACCUUAUAGACGUUUAAAUGAUGGAGGUGACAGGAAAGAAACAUCGAAACCUUUGUAAACCAUGUGAGAAACGAAAGUCAUCGACAUACACAGACAGGUCCUGCUUACAUUGUGAAGAAGAAAUGUGCCAAAGUUGCUUUGAUACUCACGUACAAUUCAAAGUCAGUCGGGAGCAUAGGCUGGUCAAAUCAUUUGAGGUACCAUUAAGAGAAGAAACACCUACGUUGGAUAAUUGUACUAAACAUCUAAAUGAGGCUAUUAAAUUUUUCUGUCCCGAACAUAACCAAGUAGGUUGUGCUGAUUGUAUUAUUAUUUCCCAUAAAAACUGUAAAGUAGAGUAUAUUCUUGAACACAUCAAUGAAUAUAAGGAUAGUGAAGAGUCAAAAAUAUUCAAGGGAGACAUAGAUAGGUAUAACAUUGAAGCAAAACAGAUGUUAGAAAGCAUCAAACGAAAAAAAUGCCAUGUUACAGAUGUCAACAACAAAUUUGCAUGCGCUGUCCGCUUGUUUAGGGAUGAAAUGAUUUCACAUAUCACACAUCUCGCAGAUAGAAUGCUAAAGCUCGGAGAUGAUGCCAUGACAGUUGACAUGACAACAAUUGAAAACCUGGAAAAAGAAAGUAAAAGUCUUGUUGAUGAAACAACUAAAAUGAGAGAAACAUUACAAUCGGAAGCUGAUCAGCCUUACAGAUUAUUUAUAACUGCAGUCUCUUACAAGCAUAAUCUUCACCUUGUCAAGGAACAGCUCCAAAGAAUUGAACAGACGAGUCGGGUCACAACAUAUUGGUUUGAGCGUGACUGUCAUCUUGAGGAACUUGUGAAAAGUUAUAAACAACUUGGAUCUUUUCAAGUGGUACAAAAACAUCACAGAGGUAGGACAAAAAAUAUGACAAUUGUUUAAUGCGACCAAUAUAUCUAUUUAAACACAAACAUUUGUUAUAAAACAUGGACACUUAUUGUCACCAACCCUUUAGAAUAAAAAUGCGUUAUAUUUAUAGGCUCCGCCCUUACGUCUGUC
Molecule: messenger RNA, 1150 nt
Organism: Ruditapes philippinarum (Manila clam)
Lineage: Eukaryota; Metazoa; Mollusca; Bivalvia; Venerida; Veneridae
Product: transcription intermediary factor 1-beta-like
Exons: 2
Coding region: 152-1033 (293 amino acids)
Source: RefSeq, a predicted model, not a curated record